Molecule: messenger RNA, 4255 nt
Organism: Pygocentrus nattereri (red-bellied piranha)
Lineage: Eukaryota; Metazoa; Chordata; Actinopteri; Characiformes; Serrasalmidae
Gene: angpt1
Product: angiopoietin 1
Exons: 9
Coding region: 774-2342 (522 amino acids)
Biological process (GO): Tie signaling pathway; angiogenesis
Molecular function (GO): receptor tyrosine kinase binding
Source: RefSeq, a predicted model, not a curated record
CGCUGGGGUCCCUCACUGCCUCACUCUCCCUUUCUUUCUCGCACUCACACACGCACACACAUUCCUCCCCAGUCACUCUGAGGGGCAGGCACAUUGCGUGCUAGAAGCCUACAGCAAAGAAUCUUACGCAGUCGCUUUGGCCACAGACAGAACAGAGGCGGUACCGAGAGAAAGAGAGACAGAAAAAGGGCGAGGGAGCACCAGAGGAGGUCUGACGACACAGUUUUCACUUUCUCUGUAUGCUGCACCUUCAUGGAAGCCUUGUUAUAGACCCACAGCUGCACAGCUGUGUCCAUAUAAAAGCUGUCAAUGUGCAACACGUGCACAGAGCUCUUCAAGAGGUCACUUGUUUCUUCAAGGAGACAAACUGGAUGGCCGAAAUACACCUCAGGAGUGUGAGGUGUAGGACUGGACCAGCAAUGUUCUACACAAUUUUUUACUCAAGGAUGUCCUAUAUGGACAUAUCCAUCCCCAGACCAAUGGACUCUCUCAGAAACUUCUAAUAUCACCAGAUUCAGGACUACCCAAGAAGACCAAAAAGCUUUGACCAAAGAAUCCUGCAAUUAGAUCCUGUUUGGCAAGUUCUGCAUCACUGACCUGGACGUCCCAUAAGCCCUGAGUCACUGGACUCUCCCAAAAGCUUCUAAUAUCAUAUGAUUCAAGACUACCCAAAGAAGACGUUUUGACCAAAGAAGCCCUCAAAGAGACCUUGGUUGACAAGCUCUGCAUCACUGACCUGCCUCAUUGACCUGUUUCACUGACUACUGACUGCAAUGCUCUGGUGGAGGCUUGCCUACCGUGCUGUGUGUUUGGCAGCUCUUUUGGUGGUGGCCGGUUGUGAGCAGAAGCGAGAAACAGAUGAAGGGUCACGGGGCUCCUCAGGGAAGGCCAAUGGCACAGGCGGCAGCUCCAGCAGCCGCAGGUACCACCGGCUCCAGCACGGCCAGUGCACCUACACUUUCAUCCUUCCAGAAGGCGAUGGAAAUGGUGGGACAUCAUGCCGGGAGACAAAAGCAGCCCCCCAGUACAAUGCCAAUGCAUUGCAGAGAGAUGCCCCUCCACCUGAGCCUGACAUCCCUAGCCAGAAGAUCCAGCAGCUGGAGCACAUCAUGGAGAACUACACACAGUGGUUACAGAAGAUCGAGAACUACAUUAAAGAGAGCAUGAAAGCAGAGAUGGCCCAGUUACAGCAGAGUGCGGUCCACAAUCACACUGCAGCCAUGUUGGAAAUGGGCACCAAUCUUCUCUCCCAGACGGCUGAACAGACCCGCAAGCUCACUGACGUUGAGACUCAGGUUUUGAAUCAGACGUCCAGGCUGGAGAUUCAACUGUUGGAGAAUUCACUGUCCACCAACAAGCUGGAGAAGCAGCUCAUAGUGCAGACCAAUGAGAUCAGCAAACUGCACGACAAGAAUGGGUUUCUGGAGCUGAAGAUGCAGGAGAUGGAGGCGAGGCACAAGCAGGAACUGGAGGUGUUGAGGGAGGAGAAGAGCAGUCUGCAGGCACUGGUAGGCAGGCAGAGUGGAGUGAUCCGCGAGCUGGAGAGCCAGCUGGGGCGAGCCACAGGCAACAGCACAGCGCUGCAGAGACAGCAGCAGGACCUGAUGGACACUGUGCACAGCCUCCUCAGUCUCUGCUCCAAAGAUGGAGUGGUGCCCAACAGCACAAAGCAAGCUGACGAGGAGAAGAAAUUUCGUGACUGUGCUGAUUUGUAUGAGUCAGGAAUCCGGAAGAACGGAGUAUACACCAUCAACAUCAGCCCUCAAGAAACCAAAAAGGUAUACUGCAACAUGGAGUCUGCUGGUGGAGGAUGGACAGUAAUCCAGCAUCGGGAGGAUGGCAGUGUUGAUUUCCAGAGAACAUGGAAAGAAUACAAAAUGGGCUUUGGGAGUGUGUCGGCUGAGCACUGGCUGGGGAACGAGUUUGUGUACAUGCUGACCAGUCAGAGGCAGUAUGCUCUCCGCGUGGAGCUGACCGACUGGGAUGGACAUCAGGCCUUCUCCCAGUAUGACCACUUCAACAUCGGCAGCGAGAAAAACAACUACAGGCUGUCCUUAAAGAGCCACAGUGGAACAGCAGGAAGGCAGAGCAGUCUGGUGAUCCAUGGUGCGGACUUCAGCACCAAAGACGUAGACAAUGACAACUGCAGCUGCAAGUGUGCACUGAUGCUAACCGGAGGCUGGUGGUUUGAUGCCUGCGGCCCGUCAAACCUGAAUGGGAUGUACUACACCCAAGGUCAACAUGUCGGCAAGCUCAAUGGCAUCAAGUGGCACUAUUUCAAAGGCCCAAGUUACUCUCUCCGAGUGACCACCAUGAUGAUCCGACCACUGGACAUUUCAUAGAGAUCUUCACUCACCCACAGCGCAGGUGGGAACAUUCUUGAAAAAGGGCUACACUAUCAAAUGACACUUUUUAAGCUACAUAUACGACACCUGGAUUGUGUGACACUUCACUUUCCGUGAGUAACCCACCACUCAUGGAAACAGGGACUGAGCGAAGAAGAAAGGUGACCUAUUAUUAUCCUGCAGCCCACAGCAGAGGGUUAGCUCUCUGGGAAUUUCCGGGUGUGUUCUUGGCUGGUUUUCUUGACUGGUCACUCACGCCCAGUGAACUGCUGAGGCAGGGACAUCACCUUUGAAGGGAGCAGACUGCACAGUGUUACCCAUCUGCAAAGCCUCUGGUUUAUUUGGCUCGCUGGUGACCUCACAGCAGCUGGAAUCUUCUGAAAACCAAAAGUGAGCCAUUAAAGUUUCUUAACAAACUGUGUUGCACAAUUACCUUUGGGACAUGAAUACAUUAUUUUCUAUUGUUACACUUUUUAUACCUACACAAUGUUUUUCUUUGUACAUACUUCUAAUGAAAAGAGAGGAAAAGCAUAGCAUGCAGCUCAGAAUAAAGUUCAGCUGAUGGUACUUUUGCCAGAUGGUGUUUGUUUCAGAGUUCAAAUAACUGCAUUAUUAUUAUUGCCUUUGAACUUUAGUGACCUUCAACUAGCCAUUAUAAUGUGAACACAGGCCAGGGUUCAGAUGCACAGUAUGAUUGCUUAUCCCACUUACAAUUUAGCUACAUUUGAGAAGAAUUUAUGUGAAAAACAAAUUUAGGGUCAAAUCAUAACUUGGUGUGAUAAAAUACAAAUGCAAAUGUGCUAAAAAUCAAACAUCUUUGCAGUUUCAUGUACAAACAAGUUAAUUUGCCAGGAAUUACUUGUAUAUUUAGUCAUUAUUUUCCUCAGUCCUGGACCUGCACUGCACAGGUUAGUGACUUCUCUGCUGGAAUUCUCUUUAGUCAGAUGUUUUACAGCAGGAAAACCCAAAAGUCUGGAGUGUAGGCUUCAUCCUAGAGCUGAGAAACAUUGCGCUGAAGGUGAGAAUCAUUGCAUAUAAAACUAUUGUCUGCUCUUACAUCAGUAAAAAUAACAAAGACAGAUGGUACUGUACAUUAUUUUUAUAUACUCUACAGGUAACUUUUUUGUGUUGAAUCAUUAUUUGUUUUUGAGUUUUUUAACUUUGCAAAUGUAUAUAAUUUCUGCUUAAAUAAGGAUACAGUGCGAAUGUUUUGUUUUAGAAUGCGAGAAAGAGUAUUUUAUCUCUUCUGUAUGUCUUUAUAGUCUAUUUUGGGAACUUGGCAGGUCUGUGGUAAGAUUGUAUUUUUAGCUUGCGAAUGCACACGUACACACACACACACACACACACACACACCUAUACACACUCUCACACACUCUCUCUCUAACUGAUCUGAAGUACACACACAUUCAUUUCCAGUCUGUUUUUCUUUCAUCAGUGAAGCUUGAAAACACUCUUUUAAUAGGCCCCGGCUGAAGGACAGCAAAAUGAACGACUCGUUUUAGUGCACCGUACUUCUGCGUAACUAUCAGCACAGAACACCUACAUGCACUUAUCUGUUUCGUGUUACUGAAAACAGGUCAUUGUAUAGAAAAGCCAUAAGCAUCUGGAGCAUAUUAAACAAUAGCAUGACAUUUAUUAGCAUACAUAAAGUAUUGUAAUUUAAUGUGUGUUUGUGUAAAAUUGCUUUCCUGAGGAAAGAUGUUUUUUUCAUUCUCUCAGAGCCACAUGAUACGCUCUGCUCUACAAAAGUAACUGAAAUAAUAAUACUAGUGCAGACUGCCUUCGAAGACUCUACUAUUACCUCGUAAAAAUGUUACAUUUGCCAUUUUAUUUAAACACUUCAUUCUUUGUAACAUUCAGAAUUUUGUGAUGUCUAAAUAAAAGAAUGCAUGAGAUGCACUGAAGUCUCA